This is a messenger RNA of Ilex paraguariensis (yerba mate), 438 nucleotides long. Lineage: Eukaryota; Viridiplantae; Streptophyta; Magnoliopsida; Aquifoliales; Aquifoliaceae. The record is from the annotation of a GenBank genome assembly.
AUGGCUUUCAUGAUAUCCAAACACCAACCAUCUUUCUCAGAGGCCGCCGAGAAGGUAAGCGUUUCAGAUCAACGAGAUGAGACAGAAAUUAUAAACUCAGUCACUAGUCAACUCUACUUGAAGUCGUCAUCAUCAUCGGCUCAUCACACUUCAGAAAAAGCUCUGGACAAAGAUGUUGUUCUCAGACGACUUCGCCACCAUAAGUGCUUAAACAGGAUAAAAAAUACUUUCGGAGCUUUGCUGAGUACCACCCCAUCUGGUGGCCAGAGACAGAAGUGGCUGGAACAAGAUGAUGCUUUCUCGCCCCGUGACUUGGACCGACUGACUGAACAGCAAGAUCUUAAUUCUUGCAAUGUAAGUGCUAUUUCAUUUAAAAGACCAUUCAAAGGUGAAAUGAACUCCGAAGGUCACAAAACUUGCCAGAUUGAUGGCUUGUAA